Molecule: messenger RNA, 1219 nt
Organism: Tupaia belangeri chinensis (Chinese tree shrew)
Lineage: Eukaryota; Metazoa; Chordata; Mammalia; Scandentia; Tupaiidae
Gene: APOBEC2
Product: apolipoprotein B mRNA editing enzyme catalytic subunit 2
Exons: 3
Coding region: 123-797 (224 amino acids)
Biological process (GO): cytidine to uridine editing
Cellular component (GO): cytoplasm; nucleus
Molecular function (GO): RNA binding; cytidine deaminase activity
Source: RefSeq, a predicted model, not a curated record
GGGUCCUCUUCCCAUCAUCCCCAGCCAGAUUUAGCUGCUGACAGCUGUUUGGACUCUGCUGCCAGGCCCUGGCUCAGACGCUGCCUCUCCUCUCUCAGUGACUCCUGAGCCACAGCCCCUCCAUGGCCCAGAAAGAAGAGGCCGCCGCGGCCGCUGAGCCUGCCUCCCAGAAUGGGGAGGAUCUGGAGAACCUGGAAGACCCUGAGAAGCUGAAGGAGCUGAUUGAGUUGCCGCCCUUCGAGAUCGUCACAGGAGAGAGGCUUCCUGCUAAUUUCUUUAAGUUUCAGUUCCGGAAUGUGGAAUACAGUUCUGGGCGGAACAAGACCUUCCUCUGCUAUGUGGUUGAAGCGCAGGCAAAGGGAGGCCAAGUGCAGGCGACCCGGGGAUACCUAGAGGAUGAGCAUGCAGCCGCCCAUGCAGAAGAAGCUUUCUUCAACACCAUCCUGCCAGCUUUUGACCCAGCCCUGCGGUACAAUGUCACCUGGUACGUGUCCUCCAGUCCCUGUGCAGCCUGUGCUGACCGCAUUAUCAAAACCCUUAGCAAGACCAAAAACCUGCGUCUGCUCAUACUGGUGGGUCGACUCUUCAUGUGGGAGGAGCCAGAGAUCCAGGCUGCUCUGAGGAAGAUGAGAGAGGCUGGCUGCAAACUGCGCAUCAUGAAGCCCCAGGACUUCGAGUACAUCUGGCAGAAUUUUGUGGAGCAAGAAGAGGGUGAAUCUAAGGCCUUUGAGCCCUGGGAGGACAUUCAGGAGAACUUCCUAUACUAUGAGGAGAAGCUGGCAGAUAUCCUGAAGUAGGCAACUGCACUCAGCCUCACGUCUGCCUGCUGCCACCAAGAGAUAGCAGUACAUGUAUGGCCAUCGGGGACAUGCUUGUCUUUCUCAUACCACUUGGAGCUGGACAACAUUCAACACCAACCAAUCCUACUAAACGAUGCUUUCAAAGAACUCAAACUAUACUUCUCAUGUUGUAAUUCAGUUGGGCUGUGCCUCUCUCUAAGGCUGCUUGCUCUUAGGAAACAGCCAAGUGAGCUGCAAGGAGAGAAAUGUAACCAUAUAUACAUCUGUGGGGCUGACAGUCCUCAUUACUCCCUAAAAGGACUGCUCAAGAGAAAGACCCUUAGAUCCCAGGUACAGCUUUUGAAACAUGUCCAAAACUCUAUUUUAUGGUAAGUUGAUUUGUCCUUUUUUAAAGAAAAACAGCAAUAUUAAUAAAAGAA